GCGAGCUAUACCAGGCCAGUCAAAAGGAAAACAAAAGUUGUUUGCAUCGAAGGUUCUGCUUUAAAAUGCACUAGAAGACGACACUUGAAAAAGAAAAGAACACAAAGAGACAACGGAAAAGGAAAACUGCAUUGCCGUUCUUAGUGGUCGGAGAACACUUUCAUAUUGCGAAGCGCGUCAGAGAGUUAUUGACCGAAAUGGAGUGGUACCCACUGGCGCUGGUUCUUUGCUUGAGUUUUCCAUCUUCCGCCCAGGCAGACUGCUCGACCCACUGUUUAAUCUGCGCGCAACGGAGUCCCAAUUUAGACACGCUCAUCAACAGUCUGACUUGCACUUUAGAGUGUGAAGGUACCCUCUCAUCUACAGAAGAAAUAGAUAAAUGUGAGAAUGUCCUUCGGUCAUACGCUGGUGGUUCGAAUGCCUUAAACGAAAGAAAUGACCCUGAACUACGUGGCCCUCAGCAGGGAAACCCACAGACCAUAACUACUGGCAAUGUAGUAAAGCGAUACGGCGGAUUCAUCAAGAAAAUAGACAAAAACAAAAUAUUUACUGCUCUCCCACGUGACACUGCUAGUCUUAAACGGUUUUUCGCCCCGAAAUAUGACAACUCUCUCAGAAAAUUGUCGGAAAGAGACAUCCCAGAGGCGGAGCAGGAUUCCCAGCAGGAAGAUGGAACUUCGGAAGACGAAUUGACAGUCUUCGGCGACGACACUCCCAUCAAUGAAGUGAAGCGCUAUGGAGGUUUUCUCAGGAAAUUUGGCCCCAAGAGAAGCUACAACUCGGCGGACGAAAACAGUCAAGAGGAGUUACAAAAACGUUAUGGGGGUUUCAUGCGGAGAAUUCGGCCGAAACUCAAGUGGGACAGCCAGAAAAGAUAUGGGGGCAUUUUGCGGCGCCAUUUUAAAAUAUCUGUUCGAUCGGACGAAGAGCCAGGCUCAUACGAUGUCAUUGACCUAUAGAUUACCUUUGGAACUUAAAUCACCAGUGCACAGGAAUUCUCAUUAUCCGUUCUCCCCCAUUCUAUCUUCUGAUUACCAGGCCCCACUAGGCAGUUGUAAUAUUGCUGUAAGGCACAUUUAGAAUGAUAUCUGAUUUUGUCAGUCACCUUUUACUGAAUUGGGGACUAACCAAUAAUACAUUGAUGUACCUGAAAAUGUUAUUUAUUUCUAAUCAGAAAUGCUUGUAUAAUAAAAUUAAACGAACAAUAAACAUAAACAAAUGCAUA
This is a messenger RNA of Anguilla rostrata (American eel), 1225 nucleotides long. Its product is annotated as proenkephalin-B-like. Gene Ontology annotation, molecular function: opioid receptor binding. The coding region runs from base 198 to 959 and encodes 253 amino acids. Lineage: Eukaryota; Metazoa; Chordata; Actinopteri; Anguilliformes; Anguillidae. Gene Ontology annotation, cellular component: neuronal cell body; dendrite; axon terminus. The record is from RefSeq and is a predicted model, not a curated record. Gene Ontology annotation, biological process: neuropeptide signaling pathway; sensory perception; chemical synaptic transmission. The transcript is spliced from 3 exons.